AUGAUGGAUUACUACAAAAUACUGGGGGUUCCUCAAGAUGCUUCCUCCUCUGAUAUUAAAAAGGCCUAUCACCAGUUAGCACGACAGGUACACCCAGACAAGAACCCAGAGAACAAGGAAGCAUCUGAGGAGAAAUUCAAACAAGUAGCAGCAGCCUAUGAGGUCCUGUCUGAUGCCAAGAAGCGCAGUAACUAUGACAGGUCCAGAGAAAACCACUUCAAAAGGGGAAACAGAGGAGACGGCAGAGAGGAAAACCACUUGGAGAAGGAACUGCCAUUUAAGAGGCCACACAGCAUCUUUCAGAAUGACUUUGAAGAUGAACACCUCUUCUCAGGAGAUUGUUUUUCCACUGGCCGUGUGCGUAGGGCUGGGCUGUUCCACGCCUCCUUCUUUGAUGUGACCCCUCUGUUGGACACAGGAUUUUCUACUUUUGUAUCCCUGGGCUCCAGACCAAGUGCCCCUUCCUCCAGGACAUUUGUGCCCUUCGUAAGCAGCGGAAUGGGAAACUUCAGACUGGUCACCACUUGUAGCCAGAUAGUGAACGGCAAGAGAGUUGUCACAAAGAAAGUGAUAGAAAAUGUAAGGGAGGGGUUUGAAGUGGAAAAAGGAAGACUAUCUCAUUAGGUUCCUCCACCUGAUGAGCAAGGAGUGUUCUUUAACAGGAAGACUUUCAAAUCCAGCUGGUGAGUCUUGAUGCUUCUCAAAGUCAGAAAUGGAAUUUUAGGCUGUUUUGAAGUGGGAUGGACAGCGGUCACCUUAGUCCAAACCUCUCAUCUCACAGAGGAGGCGUGUAAUGGGCCAGAUGUUGACACAAGAAGCUCAUAAGCAGCAGGGCUGGGUUUCCAGCCCAAGCCUGGUGACAACACUGAGCCUUCUUUUCACCUACUCCCUAUUAGGGAAAGGAGAGAAUUGCCACAAAAAUGGCCUUCUGAGUCAGUUUCACAGCCUUAUCACUAUAAAUCCAUUGACUUCCCUUCAGCCCCUCCCCCCACCUUUUAUUACCCAGCUGCCCCUUUCUCAAUGGCUACUUUUUUUCUCUUUCUGCUU
Messenger RNA from Choloepus didactylus (southern two-toed sloth), 1047 nucleotides. RefSeq names its product dnaJ homolog subfamily B member 6-like. Gene Ontology annotation, biological process: positive regulation of proteasomal ubiquitin-dependent protein catabolic process; protein refolding. The transcript has a single exon. Gene Ontology annotation, molecular function: ATPase activator activity; Hsp70 protein binding. Bases 1 to 624 code for a protein of 207 amino acids. NCBI's taxonomy places the organism in Eukaryota, Metazoa, Chordata, Mammalia, Pilosa, Megalonychidae. The record is from RefSeq and is a predicted model, not a curated record. Gene Ontology annotation, cellular component: cytosol; endoplasmic reticulum membrane.